This is a messenger RNA of Marmota flaviventris (yellow-bellied marmot), 3908 nucleotides long. It is a transcript of the gene Atp13a1, whose product is annotated as ATPase 13A1. NCBI's taxonomy places the organism in Eukaryota, Metazoa, Chordata, Mammalia, Rodentia, Sciuridae. Gene Ontology annotation, biological process: transmembrane transport; intracellular calcium ion homeostasis; extraction of mislocalized protein from ER membrane. The record is from RefSeq and is a predicted model, not a curated record. Gene Ontology annotation, cellular component: endoplasmic reticulum membrane. Gene Ontology annotation, molecular function: P-type ion transporter activity; membrane protein dislocase activity; ATPase-coupled monoatomic cation transmembrane transporter activity.
GCGGCGCUGGGAAAGAUGGCGGCGGUGGGCAACACGGUGCCCUGCGGGGCCGGGUCUUGUGGGGCCCGGCCCGACGGGCAGCCCAAGCCUGGACUGCAACCGCACGCGCUCCUUGCUGCCGGGCCAGCGCUCAUAGCAAGCGGCGACGAGCUGGUUGCCGCUGUGUGGCCAUACCGGCGGCUCGCUCUGCUGCGGCGCCUCACCGUGCUGCCGUUCGCGGGUCUGCUCUACCCAGCGUGGUUGGGCGCUGCGGCCGCCGGUUGCUGGGGCUGGGGCAGUAGCUGGGCUCAGAUCCCCGAGGCCGCGCUGCUUGUGCUGGCCACUAUCUGCCUCGCGCACGCGCUCACCGUCCUCUCGGGGCAUUGGUCCGUGCACGCGCACUGCGCGCUCACCUGCACCCCGGAAUACAACCCUAGCAAAGCGACCUUCGUAAAGGUGGUACCGACCCCCAACAAUGGCUCCACAGAGCUCGUGGCCCUGCAUCGUGAUGAGGGUGAAGAUGGGCUUGAGGUGCUGUCCUUUGAAUUCCAAAAGAUCAAGUAUUCCUAUGAUGCUCUUGAGAAAAAGCAAUUCCUCCCUGUGGCCUUUCCUGUGGGAAACACCUUCUCAUAUUAUCAGAGCAACAGAGGGUUCCAGGAAGAUGCAGAGAUCCGAGCAGCUGAGAAGAAAUUUGGGAGCAAUAAGGCUGAGAUGGUGGUGCCUGACUUCUCUGAACUUUUCAAGGAGAGAGCCACAGCCCCCUUCUUUGUCUUUCAGGUGUUCUGCGUGGGGCUCUGGUGUCUGGAUGAGUACUGGUACUACAGUGUCUUCACACUGUCCAUGCUGGUGGCUUUUGAGGCCUCAUUGGUGCAGCAGCAGAUGCGGAACAUGUCAGAGAUCCGGAAGAUGGGCAAUAAGCCCCACAUGAUACAGGUCUACCGAAACCGCAAGUGGAGGCCCAUUGCCAGUGAUGAGAUUGUUCCCGGGGACAUUGUCUCCAUCGGCCGCUCCCCCCAGGAAAACCUAGUGCCCUGUGAUGUGCUGCUGCUGCGGGGCCGCUGCAUCGUGGACGAGGCCAUGCUCACAGGGGAGUCGGUGCCACAAAUGAAGGAGCCAAUUGAAGACCUUAACCCAGACCGGGUGCUGGACCUCCAAGCUGACUCCCGGCUCCAUGUCAUCUUUGGGGGCACCAAGGUGGUACAACACAUACCCCCACAGAAGGCCACCACAGGCCUGAAGCCGGUUGACAAUGGGUGUGUGGCUUAUGUCCUGCGUACCGGAUUCAACACUUCCCAGGGCAAGCUGCUGCGCACAAUUCUCUUUGGGGUCAAGAGGGUGACCGCAAACAACCUGGAGACCUUCAUUUUUAUCCUUUUCCUCCUGGUCUUUGCCAUUGCAGCGGCUGCCUAUGUGUGGAUUGAAGGCACUAAGGACCCCAGCCGGAACCGCUACAAGCUGUUUCUGGAGUGCACCCUGAUCCUCACCUCGGUUGUACCCCCUGAGCUGCCCAUCGAGCUGUCCCUAGCUGUCAACACCUCCCUCAUUGCCCUGGCCAAGCUCUACAUGUACUGCACGGAGCCCUUCCGGAUCCCCUUUGCGGGCAAGGUCGAGGUGUGCUGCUUUGACAAGACAGGAACCUUGACCAGUGACAGCUUAGUGGUGCGUGGUGUGGCUGGGCUAAGAGAUGGGAAGGAGGUGACCCCAGUGUCCAGCAUCCCUGUAGAAACACACCGUGCCCUGGCCUCAUGCCACUCCCUUAUGCAGCUUGAUGAUGGCACCCUUGUGGGUGACCCCCUUGAGAAGGCCAUGCUCACAGCCGUGGACUGGACACUGACCAAAGAUGAGAAAGUAUUCCCCCGAAGUAUUAAAACUCAGGGGCUGAAAAUUCACCAGCGCUUUCAUUUUGCCAGUGCCCUAAAACGAAUGUCCGUGCUCGCCUCCUAUGAGAAGCUCGGCUCCACUGACCUCUGCUACAUCGCGGCUGUGAAGGGGGCCCCUGAAACCCUGCACUCCAUGUUUUCCCAGUGCCCGCCUGACUACCACCACAUCCACACUGAGAUCUCACGAGAAGGAGCCCGCGUCCUCGCACUGGGGUACAAGGAGCUAGGGCACCUUACCCACCAGCAGGCCCGGGAGGUCAAGCGUGAAGCCCUGGAAUGCAGCCUCAAGUUUGUCGGUUUCAUCGUGGUCUCCUGCCCACUCAAGGCUGACUCCAAGGCUGUUAUUCGAGAGAUUCAGAAUGCAUCCCAUCGGGUGGUCAUGAUCACAGGCGACAACCCACUCACUGCCUGCCACGUGGCCCAGGAGUUGCACUUCAUUGAAAAGGCCCACACGCUCAUCCUGCAGCCUCCCUCAGACAAAGGCCAAAUGUGCGAGUGGCGUUCCAUUGAUGGCAGCAUCGUACUACCCCUGUCCCCGGGCUCCCCAAAGACAUUGGCCCUGGAACAUGCACUGUGCCUCACAGGUGAUGGCCUGGCCCACCUUCAGGCCACCGACCCCCAGCAGCUACUCCAUAUCAUCCCCCACGUACAGGUGUUUGCCCGUGUGGCCCCCAAACAGAAGGAAUUUGUCAUCACCAGUCUGAAGGAGCUGGGCUACGUGACCCUCAUGUGUGGGGAUGGCACUAACGACGUGGGCGCCCUGAAGCACGCCGAUGUGGGUGUAGCACUCCUUGCCAAUGCCCCUGAGAGAGUCGUUGAGCGGCGACGGCGGCCCCGGGACAGCCCAGUUCUGAACAACAGUGGUAUUAGGGCCACCUCCAGGAUGGCCAAGCAGAGGUCGGGGCUUCUACCUUCUGAGGAACCACCAACUUCCCAAAGGGUGAGUCAAUGGAGGGAGAUGCUGGUACCCACUUUGGCCAGGGCUGAUCCUCUGCCAUCCAACCCACAGGACCGCCUAAGCCAGGUGCUGCGGGACCUCGAGGAUGAAAGCACACCUAUUGUGAAAUUGGGGGAUGCCAGCAUUGCAGCACCGUUCACCUCUAAGCUCUCAUCCAUCCAGUGCAUCUGCCACGUGAUCAAGCAGGGCCGUUGCACAUUGGUAACCACACUGCAGAUGUUCAAGAUCCUGGCACUCAAUGCCCUCAUCCUGGCCUAUAGCCAGAGUGUCUUGUACCUUGAAGGUGUCAAGUUCAGCGACUUCCAGGCCACAUUGCAGGGGCUGCUACUGGCUGGCUGCUUCCUCUUCAUCUCUCGUUCCAAGCCCCUGAAGACCCUGUCUCGAGAGCGACCCCUGCCCAAUAUCUUCAACCUAUAUACAAUCCUCACGGUUAUGCUCCAGUUCUUUGUGCACUUCCUGAGCCUUGUCUACCUGUACAGUGAGGCCCAGGCCCGCAGCCCUGGGAAGCGGGAGCAGUUUGUGGACCUGUACAAGGAGUUUGAACCGACCCUAGUUAACAGCACUGUGUACAUCAUGGCCAUGGCCAUGCAGAUGGCCACCUUCGCCAUCAACUAUAAGGGCCCACCCUUCAUGGAGAGCCUGCCCGAGAAUAAGCCCCUGGUGUGGAGCCUGGCUGUGUCACUCCUGGCCAUUGUUGGCCUGCUCCUCGGCUCCUCACCUGACUUCAACAGCCAGUUUGGCCUCGUGGACAUCCCUGUGGAGUUCAAGCUCGUCAUCGCCCAGGUCCUGCUUCUGGACUUCUGCCUGGCGCUCCUGGCCGACCGUGUCCUACAGUUCUUCCUGGGGACCCCAAAGCUGAAAGUGCCUUCCUGAGAUGGCGGUGCUGGUACCCACCGUCUACCCUGGCUGCCACCAGGCGGGAGCCCUGCCAGGGCCCCAGGAGGAAACAGUGUCCCCCACCCCUACCCCCAUGGUGAGGCUUCCUGGCCUUGCCCUUGGAAGACUGAACUGGGGCCCCCACAGCCCUCUGCUGGCCUGGCUUGUGGAAAUAGCCCCUUUGUUAAAUAAAGCAGCAUCCAAGAUUUUAAGAA